Molecule: messenger RNA, 1906 nt
Organism: Ipomoea nil (Japanese morning glory)
Lineage: Eukaryota; Viridiplantae; Streptophyta; Magnoliopsida; Solanales; Convolvulaceae
Product: protein GAMETE EXPRESSED 1-like
Exons: 6
Coding region: 1-1824 (607 amino acids)
Source: RefSeq, a predicted model, not a curated record
AUGGGCCAAAAUCAUAAGCAGAUUCUGUUGCUUUGGUGUCUGAUGUUGCUGUCACAAAGUUGCCUGUCAUGGGGAGGCUGGUUCUUCGGUUCAGGCAAGAAAGACGGGGAAGAAAAACAGCGUUUUUCGAGCAAUUUCCCCGAGGGAAACCAAGCAGGCUCCAAGGUUGUGGGCUCAGGAUUCUCCAUGGAGCCUUUCAACAUUGCAAAAGGAAUCAAACUGGUGGAAAACGCGAGGCAGAAGAUGUUGAUGGGCGCUGAUUCUUGUUGGCAGAUGGCUUAUCAGUCUGUAUUUGCAGAGUGUUCAAAGGCCCUUCAUAAUGAAGAGUUAAGGUCUAGGCUUGCUUGGCAUCUCAGCGAUUGCUUUCAGAAGCACUCCGGCAGGCCUUCUUUCCCUUUCUGUCACCCCAAAUCCGCCAUGAAUCAUUGCCUCAAGACCUUGGAUGAUCUCGCUCAGAAAGUCUACCUCGAGUUCUUUCUCGAAACCAAUUCCAUUUGCCAUCAACUCCAGAUGGAUGCAUUUAAAUAUCAGACAGAGAGAUUGGUGAAUGAACUGAAGAGAACUGCAGAGAAUGCAGAGGAAAAGAUAGAGAACAUAGAAGAGCGAGGGGAGAUUCUGCUCCAGAACUCGAAAGAAAUCCAUGAUUCUUUAUCCAUGGUUGAUCUCCGAACCCAAAACUUAGAAAAGGCUUCCAAGAACGUGGAAGAUCACGUCGGCCUUGUGCUGGAACAUUCAAAGGCAAUACAACAGCAGUCCAGGGCGAUCGAGGCCUCUCAGAAGGAGCUAACAGACGAGCAGGCGAGAAUGAAGGGGAAACUAGUUGAAGGAAUGGAGAUUGUGCAGGCUUCUUACAGUAAUCUUGACAGAGAGAUCAACGAGUUGAGGAGUGAGGCUGAGGAGAUCGAGAAGGAGAUUGGUAGAGUCGGGGAGGAAAUGUAUUCGAAAAUGAGAACGCUUCAGAGUAAAGCUGAUGAUAUAGGGAACAUUGCUGGGGUUUCUUUGGAUAAACAGAAAGAACUGUUGGAUAGUCAGUCUGUUGCACUUGAAGGCCUUCAUGUUCUCACCAAAUUCCAGUCUCAAGCUCUCGAAGAAAGCAGAGGAACUCUGCAACAACUGGCAGAAACUGGAACGAAACAGCAAGAGGAACUUCUUAGGAGGCAAGAACAGCUUCAACAAGCGCAUGAUCACCUCGUCGAGAACUCAAAAACAAUCUUAGAAGCUCAGGAAGCAUUCGAGUCCAAACAGGCAAGCAUGUUUGUAGCCAUAGACAAACUCUUCGCUUUGCACAACGCUAUCCUGCUCGAAUCAAGGCUGAUGAAAGCUUUCCUGGUUUACUCACUCUCAAUCCUUCUGCUCUACAUGUUCACCAGCACAAAACAGACUUAUAACGUUAGGCCUCGGCUUUAUAUAGGGCUGUGUGCAACAUUCUUGAUCGAGUUCUGCAUAAUUCGAUACGGGGCAGAUGAAAUGGAGCAGCAGUCAUGGAUGAUAAGCAUGGUGAGAUCAGUCUCAGUGGCCAUUGCAUCAAUCCAGCUUCUGUAUGCCAUCUGGACAUACAGGGACUAUGAGAUGUUGAACCAUAAGAUUCUGGUGACACUGAUGGAGAAGGUGAAUGGGAUGCAGAAACACAGGAAGGAGAGUUCAUGGGAUGAUUCAGAGAGUGAAGUGGAAGAGUGGGGUUCAUGGAUUGAGAAUGAGUUGUUAGAAGAAGUUGAUAAAUUGCAGGACCCUGACUAUUUGUUGCCAGAAGAAGAAGCUGCACAAAAUUCAUUGGUUACCAUAGGGAGAUAUAAUCUCAGAAAUCGCAGCUAUCAAAGAUUUUGACUUUUAACUUUUUCACCAACAACUAUGAUUAGUGCCAAGUCCCUAUCUAAAAUAUUUCAGUUAUAAAAUAAUUAACUAAAAA